Lachancea nothofagi CBS 11611 is the source of this 684-nucleotide messenger RNA. Lineage: Eukaryota; Fungi; Ascomycota; Saccharomycetes; Saccharomycetales; Saccharomycetaceae. The record is from the annotation of a GenBank genome assembly.
AUGACCCAACAAGACUUGAAACAUGUUCCUGAAUCGAUCAGAAUGGUUCUGAUUGGACCUCCAGGUGCCGGUAAAGGUACUCAAGCCCCCAACUUGAAAGAGCGCUUCUGCGCUUGCCAUUUGGCCACUGGAGAUAUGUUGAGAUCGCAGGUCUCCAAGAAGACCGACCUGGGUUUGGAAGCAAAGAAAAUCAUGGACCAAGGUGGUUUGGUUUCGGACGAAAUCAUGGUUAGCAUGAUCAAGCACGAAUUGUUAACUAACCCAGAAUGUAAGGACGGAUUCAUUUUGGACGGGUUCCCUAGAACCAUUCCACAAGCUGAGAAAUUGGACCAGAUGUUGGUCGAGCAAGGCAGACCUUUGCAAAAGGCCGUCGAGUUGAAAAUUGACGACGAAUUGUUGGUCUCUAGAAUUACUGGUAGACUUGUUCACCAGGCUUCUGGAAGAUCUUACCACAAGAUUUUCAACCCUCCUAAGGUGGACAUGAAAGAUGAUGUCACCGGUGAUGACUUAGUUCAGAGAUCUGACGACAACGCCGAAGCUUUGAAAAAAAGACUUGGUGCCUAUCACCAGCAGACCGAACCUAUCGUCGACUUUUACAAGAAGACUGGUAUUUGGUCCGGUGUUGACGCUUCUCAGCCUCCCAAGACCGUGUGGUCUGACAUCUUGAAGUGUUUAGGUAAAUAG